This is a messenger RNA of Adineta ricciae, 240 nucleotides long. The record is from the annotation of a GenBank genome assembly. Lineage: Eukaryota; Metazoa; Rotifera; Eurotatoria; Adinetida; Adinetidae.
AUGUGUCAAUAUGAAUACGAUCGAGUUUAUUCACAUCAUCCAACAUUAGAAGAAGUGGUAAAAGCUCAUUAUCAAGGUAGCCGUCUUGCAAGUGAAUUAACAUGUUAUGAUCAUAUAAAAUGUUAUCGUGGUCCAUCUUCAUCGUGUUUAGACUGGACUGAAAUUUUUGAUGGAAGACAAGAUUGUCUCAAUAGUGAUCUGGACGAAAAAAUAUUGUCUACAAUUAAACAUAUACGAUAA